AUGAGGUCUCUUGCAGCAGUAGUGGUUGUGCCCUUGGUCGUUGUGGUCGCCCUGGCCGUUGUCAGUGUGCCGAUAGCCUCCUCCACUGUGGCCGGCGUGGCCCCGACCUCGGCGCCGUGGGUCACCAUCACCAACAUCGGCGACCCCUUGUACCAGCAGGUGGCCAACUUCGCGCUGCUGAUCCACACGUUUGUGUUCAAGGAGAAGCUCAGUCUCGUGCAGGUGGUCUCCGGGAGCGUGCAGGCCAUCGGCGUCGGCAACAACUACAGCCUCCUGCUGCGGGCGGCGAACGGCACGGGGAGCGUCGGCAGGUACCUGACGGAGGUAUGGGGCGUGCCCGGGUCGACGGAGAGGACGUGGAAGGUGCUCUCGUUCGAGCGCGUCGCCGGGAACUGA
Phragmites australis (common reed) is the source of this 396-nucleotide messenger RNA. Its product is annotated as cysteine proteinase inhibitor 5-like. The record is from RefSeq and is a predicted model, not a curated record. The transcript has a single exon. NCBI's taxonomy places the organism in Eukaryota, Viridiplantae, Streptophyta, Magnoliopsida, Poales, Poaceae. Gene Ontology annotation, molecular function: cysteine-type endopeptidase inhibitor activity. The coding region runs from base 1 to 396 and encodes 131 amino acids.